Messenger RNA from Lactuca saligna, 810 nucleotides. The record is from the annotation of a GenBank genome assembly. NCBI's taxonomy places the organism in Eukaryota, Viridiplantae, Streptophyta, Magnoliopsida, Asterales, Asteraceae.
AUGGUCAAGAAUGCACAAGAAGAACUGUUGCAGUGGUAUGCUGAAAAUGCCAAAAAUAACCCUAUGAUUAUACAUGCAGAUGAAACGUGUGCAGCUGGUAUUAUACAAGCAAUUGGUCAUUUUAAGCUUGGACCAAACACAUCACCUAGAGACUUACCCUUACCUGACCUUUUCAAGUUCGAUGAUUUUGAACCUGCAUAUGAAGUUGUCAAGUUUUACUUGUUUCUGGAGAGCUGUGAUAUUGAGAAUCCUGAACAAUAUUUGGAGAAUUUGAAAGCAGUUUGUUUUAGUCCAUUUGGUGUUGAGCAAUCGCUUCAUGAAGUGAUUGGUAAGCUAGAACAAUGCUAUGGGGAGAAAAAAGGGACAAAAAUUCGAAUUUGGGUUGAUCAAGUUUUCCCUUCUCGGCUUGAUUCAAACACAUGGCUGGUGAAGUUCAAGAAGUUGGAGAAAUCUGGUGAAGAGCAAAUGUGUUGCUUUACCACAGUUAUACUGAGUUCAAAGGAUGUGAAACUUUCACAAGGGUUGACUUGGAUUGAUCUGCUAGCUGAGAUUAGUCGGUCACCUCGCAUUCUUUCGGAAGUUGAUGCAGCUAUGAAAACUAAGCGAAUGAAAAAUGAUGUGGACAAGUAUCUAAAGACAAGGCCACAAGGGACUUCUUUUCUGUCUAAACUAAAGCAGAAACUUCUUAUUUCACCAAGCAAUCCAGCAGUUGCAGGCAAGAACGCCACACGGACAAUCCAUGGCGAGCAAUACUUCACUGGCGAUCUUCUUGGUGGGAGCUUGAGACAGAAGGGCACUACCUCUUUUUGA